Molecule: messenger RNA, 1143 nt
Organism: Ochlerotatus camptorhynchus
Lineage: Eukaryota; Metazoa; Arthropoda; Insecta; Diptera; Culicidae
Product: N(G),N(G)-dimethylarginine dimethylaminohydrolase 1
Exons: 6
Coding region: 93-905 (270 amino acids)
Biological process (GO): arginine metabolic process; positive regulation of nitric oxide biosynthetic process
Molecular function (GO): dimethylargininase activity; amino acid binding
Source: RefSeq, a predicted model, not a curated record
CAAUAUUCAUCAAAUAAGUUCAGUGUUAAUUGAUUGUGCAAACAAUUUUUGUUAUAAGAAGAUCUUCGUCCGGUAAUCCUGGCUGUCUAAGCAUGUCGUCGCCUUUCCGCUACACACACGCGAUCACCUGCAGAAUUCCCCUCUCGUUGCGCACCCGGGGCGAGAUCGAUUUGGAAGAGGCCAAGCUGCAACAUGAGGCCUAUGUGAGACUGCUACGCGAUUUGGGACUGGACGUUUUGGAACUUCCGCCAGAUGAGAACCUACCGGAGUGUCCCUUUAUCGAAGAUUGCGCCGUGGUGUGCAAUGGAAUUGCAUUGAUCUGCCGACCGGGGGAUCCCAAUCGACUGAAGGAGGUCGAUGCAGUGCGCUCGGUACUCAAGAAAGAACUGGACCUUCCGCUGGCGGAGAUCGCCGACCAGAAGGCACGCCUCGACGGUGGAGAUGUCCUGUUCACGGGGCGGGAGUUUUUCGUAGGCCUUAGCAAGUGGACCAACGAAGCGGGAGCCCGAGCGGUCGCCUCCGCCUUCCCGGAGUAUCCCUGCGUUCCAAUCAAGGUGACCGAACACCAUCACCUGAAGUACUACGUCUCGAUGGCCGGUACCGACGUGCUGUGCGUCAGCCGGAGCAAAGAGUCCCAGGAGAUACUGAAACGGAUCGAACGGGAAGCCACCUACACCUACAGCACCCUGACGCUGCAGGAGGAACAGGCGGCCAACGUGCUGUUCGUCAACGGGACGCUGAUCCAUCGCCUGAGCGAGGAAAUGCCCCAUUCGGCGGCGAUCCUCUCGCAGAAACUGGACAUUCCUAGACAGACGGUGCCAAUGUCCGAGCUGGGCAAGUUCUCCAACGGCCUUACCGCGUGCUGUAUUUUGCUGAAGCGAUCCCGACACAUCAAAAGUCUGUAAGAGGCGCAAGAUUGGCGUCCAGUUUUUUUUUUCUUUUUUGUUUUAUCUUAAUACCAGCAUAUAUUUACCAGAAGUAUAUUUAACUAUUUAUUGUUUUUACUAUUUUUACAACGUCACUCGUGCUAACUUGUGCUUUGUUAUUAGCUGUAGGUUGAUAUUGUUGAGUAAGAAUCGUGUAUUCCAUUUUCUAGAUAGCAAAAAUUUCGUUUCCCAAAAGUGCAUUCUAUUAGUUUUAUAG